Molecule: messenger RNA, 635 nt
Organism: Medioppia subpectinata
Lineage: Eukaryota; Metazoa; Arthropoda; Arachnida; Sarcoptiformes; Oppiidae
Source: the annotation of a GenBank genome assembly
AUGUAAUACUAAACACUUGAGAAAUAAACUCAAACAUCAAUCCAGUCUUUAACCCAAAGAUCAGCCAAAGAAGUGGAAGAAUGGCAUCAAAUGGUUGGGAAACUGUGGGCAAAAAGAAGGCCACAAAGGGAUCAGUUAAGGGCCAGAAGAAGAGGCCAGUGUUUGACGGCACGGAUCACUCGGAACCCACCGCGCCCAUAACUAUAGCGGACACUAAUUUCAAACUGUUGAACGACUUGGAGGACCGAAAGGCCACUAAACUGAACCAUCAAAACCACACGAAGACCGGCAAUGGGAGUAACAACAAUCACAAGUCGGUCGUCGACCAGAAUCGCGACAACGAGUCCAUCGAUAAGAAGUCUUCGCCCAAACCGAAGCCCAAGAAGAAGGCGACCACCGCUGGUGUGACUGAUUCGCCGCCACCGAAGUCCGCGCCAAACAAACCGUUGACUUUUGAACAGUUGGCUAAAGAGCUCAAAGUGUCUGAGUUUGAGUCGGUGUCCGAAGAGACGAAACUCAAGUUCCCGGAUAUGCCUCUCAUUUGGCUCAAAGACAUCGCAUACUUCUUGAACGGGAAGUUUCCAUCCGUUGAACCCGAAGACGUGACGUUUGCCGACAAAUCAAUUGGUAAUUAA